CCACCGUCCCGUCCCCGCGGUAUUUCUUUCCUCUCCUCCAAGACACCACGCCCGCCCCUCCACCAGACUCCCGUCGGCAUUUAUACCUCCGGCGGCACACGCAUCGUACACACACAGAACCGCGGCCAGCCCAUCGACCGCCCGAUCCCCAGAUCAGGAAGCAAAGCUGAAACCCCAGUCGAAUCGGAAACCUAGCGCCAUGUCUGCCACGGCGGGGGACGAGGCGGCGGUGGCGGAGCGCCUGGAGGCGCUGCGGAGGAAGCUGGGCAAGAAGCAGCACUUCGAGGAGGCCGUCGCCGACCUCGCCGCCACGCUCCGCGACCGCUACGCCGGCGCCUCGCCCGCCCUCCGCGAGUCGAUGUACUCUACGGUUUGCCGUGUUGCAACCGUCCUUCAAACUAGAUAUACAGCACCUGGAUUCUGGCGUGCUGGUCUGAACCUCUUUGUAGCAACAGAGAAGCUGUUAACUAAUCCUGCUGAAAAGGAACGCCUCAAAACCUGCAUUUUGAGGGCCCGGGAGCAUCUUGAUGAAAAAGAAAAUGAGGAGUCAAUGCCAACCAACAGAGAACCAGACACUAGAUUCCUUUUUGAAGGCCACCUUACCGUGGGACAAGAACCUCCUCCUCCAGCAUGGCUUGUCGCCCAGAAUUUAACACGAGAAUUGAACAUCUUAGAGGAACCUUCUGGAGAUCAAAACGGGAACAACACUAGAACGGAGUUGAGGCCUGAGGAGAUGACACCUGCUAUAAUGAACUUCUUAAACACCUUAUCAGGGGACGCGGAGCUUGAGAGUGCCUUGGAAGCAUCACUGCAGGGUAUCACUGCGCAGCCCAAGGUACCACCGGCUUCAAAGGAGGUCGUUGCUAAUCUCCCGGUUGUAACUGUUACUGAAGAAGUCAUUGCUAGGCUGGGCAGCGAGACUGAGUGUGCUGUUUGCCGGGAAAACUUGGUUGUGGAUGACAAGAUGCAGGAGCUGCCGUGCAAGCACCUUUUCCAUCCUCCUUGCCUCAAGCCGUGGCUGGAUGAGAACAACUCAUGCCCGAUCUGCCGGCACGAGCUGAGGACGGACGACCAUGCGUACGAGAGCCGGAAGGAGCGGGAGCGAGAGGAGGAGGAAGACCGGAAGGGAGCGGCCAAUGCUGUCAGGGGUGGGGAAUUCAUGUACAUCUGAUAUCUGAAGGGGAAUUACUGUUUCUGUUAGUGAGCAAAUCGUAAUGUGACCAAUCUUCUUAUCUGCUCGGUCGUGAUGCCUGAAAUUAAGCAUGUCUUGUGUUGUUCCCAGAUUCACCGUGUCCCUAGUUUGUCACCAGCUUAUCAAGCACAACAGGAA
Molecule: messenger RNA, 1330 nt
Organism: Triticum urartu
Lineage: Eukaryota; Viridiplantae; Streptophyta; Magnoliopsida; Poales; Poaceae
Gene: AIP2
Product: RING/U-box superfamily protein
Biological process (GO): protein ubiquitination
Cellular component (GO): cytoplasm
Molecular function (GO): ubiquitin protein ligase activity
Source: RefSeq, a predicted model, not a curated record